Molecule: messenger RNA, 1388 nt
Organism: Carcharodon carcharias (great white shark)
Lineage: Eukaryota; Metazoa; Chordata; Chondrichthyes; Lamniformes; Lamnidae
Product: centromere protein R-like
Exons: 7
Coding region: 92-610 (172 amino acids)
Biological process (GO): CENP-A containing chromatin assembly; regulation of DNA-templated transcription
Cellular component (GO): nucleoplasm
Source: RefSeq, a predicted model, not a curated record
GGGCCGACCACCCAAUCAGCCACGUUUCACACCCGGACCGAAAAUAGACAACACCGGGCGGUAAAAUCAAACCGCAGCGGAGGAACUGGGAAUGGAGCAGAAACUCCCAGUUAAACGGUCCCUUCAGUUAGAAAAAAGGGAAGUUGAAGCAACACCUCGCAAGAUGGAACACAAAAUUUCCAUUGAAAGAUUUUCCCCAGUCACUGGAACUCAGUGUCUUAGCCCUUUCACCCCUAAGGACUCCCAAUUUAGGGCAAAAACUGAUGUUUCAGAAUUGAACAUAGAGACAACUACAGUUUCCACAAGAGGGCAUCUGCAUGCAGACCAGAAAGAAUUAAAUAUUUUGAGGUCAAAUGUGGAAAAGUCUGUCUUGGUUAUCAAAGCAACCAGAGAGAAGCUGAGUGCUCUGCAGGCUUUGGAGGGCAGUAAAGAGUUGGAGUAUUUCAUUGGUGCUUGGAACAGGUCAGGGGAUCUGAAUGCUGAGCUCCGAAGAAACAGAAAACUCAGUACAACAGAAUGUCCAGGAAUGGGGGAUGGUAAUCAUGCUGAACUCCAUCCGGAAACAGGCCCAUGUGAUUUAGUCGCCACUCUCUCCAUGGAGGAAGCAUGAGGCUCAUUGCAUCAGUGAUGUUCCACGUAGACUUCUCCACUACGGACACCAAGAGAAGCAUAGCCUCAUGUAUCCCGGGACACAAGCUGGUGUUCCAAUGCCCACCGAAGUGCUAGUAUCUACGCUGGUGCCUGCCUCGCAGAAAUGGUGUGACGCAGGUGACAUGUGAGGGCCCUCAGGUGUGAGAGGGGUCAUCUGCAGCUCCUCCUGGGGUUAAAAUCCAGGUAGAAACUCAUAGAAGCUCAAGUGUUGGGUUUCACACCUUGACACAAAAGAAGGGCAGCUGGUCUUCUUGGAUACAGACUCUCAAUCUCAGUCAGAUAGACUGGAGGGGAACACCGAAAAUAGUGGCUGCUGUGCCAAGCAGAGGGAGAGACUGUUUUUUUGUUAACCACCAAGCAGAAUGCUGGUGAGUACAGAUUUCCUGUUUGAAGAGAUGGAACUUGUGGACUUAAGAUCAAGAAGUCACCAGAAGGUGCCUCGAUGCUGGGAAUUAGUUUGAUUAUAACUAGGAGAUUGAGUGAAUGGACUUUUGAAAGAACCCUGGAAAUUUGCCCUAGUGUAGCAGGGAGAAGAGAACUUGUUGGAUAGCUGGGAGGAAUUUGGCACUGCGAGGCUAUAUAUCUUAUGAAAGUGGCAUGAGGUUUACAGUUGUGUUAACUAGUUAAUGGGGAAAGUGUAUUUUCUGUAGUAUAGUGUAUUAGUUGCCUAAGUUAUUUUUAGUCAAUGUUGAUUUUAGUUUGUUUAUUACAAUAAAAGUCUUAAAAUAUAAAAUAUU